GCCCGCAGUGAGGCCUCUGGAGCCGGAGCCAUGCAACUCACUGGACACCCGGCGCGCCCGGCGCUGGAGCUGCUGCUGCUCCUGCUGCUGCUGGCCGGGGUCGGGGGAUCGACCGCAGCCUCGACCCCCGGCCCGCCGCUCUUCAACGUGAGCCUGGACGUGGCCCCAGAGCUUCGCUGGCUGCCGGUCCUGCGCCACUACGACGUGGAGCUGGUGCGCGCCGCAGUGGCGCAGGUCAUCGAGGACAGAGUCCCCAAGUGGGUCCUGGCGCUGAUCGAAAAGGGGGCCUUGAAGCUGGAGCGCCUCCUGCCCUCGCCCUUCACGGCCGAGAUCCGCGGCAUGUGCGACUUCCUGAACCUCAGCCUGGCCGACGGCCUCCUGGUCAACCUGGCCUACGAGUACUCCGCCUUCUGCACCAGCAUUGUGGCUCAGGACUCCAGAGGCCACAUUUACCAUGGCCGGAACCUGGACUACCCUUUUGGAAAUAUCCUACGCAAGCUGACCGUGGAUGUGCAGUUCUUAAGAAUGGGUCAGACUGCAUUCACAGGAACCACUUUCAUUGGCUACGUAGGCUUAUGGACUGGUCAGAGUCCACACAAGUUCACGGUUUCUGGCGAUGAACGAGACAGAGGCUGGUGGUGGGAGAACUUGGUGGCUGCGCUUUUCCUGAGACACUCUCCAAUCAGCUGGCUUCUGCGCACCACCCUGAGUGAGGCAGAAAGCUUUGAGGCAGCUGUCUACAGACUGGCCAAGACUCCCCUCAUCGCUGAUGUCUACUACAUCGUGGGCGGCACGAACCCCCGCGAGGGAGUGGUCAUCACCAGGAACAGGGACGGCCCUGCAGACAUUUGGCCUCUGGACCCUCUGAAGGGAGUGUGGUUCCUUGUUGAGACAAAUUAUGACCACUGGAAGCCAGCUCCUGAAAAGGAUGACCGAAGAACACCUGCCAUCAAAGCCCUCAAUGCUACAGGGCAGGCAAAGCUCAGCCUGGAGACACUUUUCCAGGUCUUGUCGGUGGUUCCGGUUUAUAACAACUACACAAUUUACACCACUGUCAUGAGCGCUGCCAACCCAGACAAGUACAUGACCAGGAUUCGAAACCCGAGCUGAAAGUGGUUAUUUUUAAAUGAAAUGCUUGGAGAGCUGCACUUCGCAAAAAAUAAGACAAAGUGGAAGUACUGUGUGAACUUAGAACUGAUACAGAUUCCUUCCUCAUGACACUUCGCAACUCUGUGAAGCAGGGGCUCUCUCUGGAGCUUGUCUUGGUCAAGUCUGGAUUCGCUCCAUUUCCUGGUUUGCCUUGACCUUGAUCCUCACCAAGCCUCUGCCCUGCAUCAAACCACACACAGAGCGCUGGUGUCAGGGGUCAGCCCACGCCCUUGGACUUGAUCUCCAGCUUCUCCUGCUUCGGUUAUCAACCCACUUGUCCAGCAAGAAAGGAGCUGGGAGGCCUCUUCGUUCCUCACAAAGAGCUUUUGGAAGAGACUAUGAAACCAGCUGCUUCCAAAAGAAAUGGAGAGCUCAAGUUUGAAGAGAGCCUGGUUGGAGCUGCGUUGGUCUGAUCUUUGAGCACGUACUUCCAUGUGGUGGUAUUCCCAUUUUUUAUAGUGUUUCUAGGUUUAAAAAAAAAAUGGACUACCUCUCCCCCCUUUCUAAAUGGCUACUUUCUUACUGCUUUGUGAAAGUAAUAGGGAAUGGAAUUAUUUCUGUCUGUCACUUAUCAUUGGUUUAUAAAAUGUUGAAAGAUGUUGGCAAGAAACAUUUAAAAAUCGUUUUCCCAUAGUGCUUAGCGUUGCGUUCUGCCUGCUU
Molecule: messenger RNA, 1809 nt
Organism: Lepus europaeus (European hare)
Lineage: Eukaryota; Metazoa; Chordata; Mammalia; Lagomorpha; Leporidae
Gene: NAAA
Product: N-acylethanolamine acid amidase
Exons: 11
Coding region: 31-1110 (359 amino acids)
Biological process (GO): fatty acid metabolic process
Cellular component (GO): lysosome
Molecular function (GO): fatty acid amide hydrolase activity
Source: RefSeq, a predicted model, not a curated record